GCGAGAAAAACAGCCGAUGCAGACCUCGUUUACAGGAUCUGACAUCGACCAGUAAUCAACCCCAGGGCUGGAAUAUCUCCACCGGACAUCAGCCUGCACCAACACAACCCCGUGUGACAGGAGAUAUGAGCAGAGUGUGAAUGUGCUAGUGCUGUUUGCGUGAUUGUUAUUGUGGUGGUGGCGGUGGUGGUGAUGGAGAAUACCGAGGAGCUGUCGCCCCUCCGGAUCACCCCUACAGUCCGGGCUCUGAGCUCCGCGCUGCGGGGCAAGCGUGAAAAUGUCCCCGAACCGAGCCGAGGGAACGGCGACAGGGUUUUCCCCGAACCGGAGAAGCUUUGGUUCAAGGAGAGCAGCGCUAAAAACCUCCGGAGCAGAGACUUCUUGUCUCCGACCACGAUGCUCAACACGCUGUAUGCGGACGGACAGGUCCCCCCUGCAGUGAUGUCCAGAGUCCUGUCCCUGCGUGGCAGCGGGGUUCUCCCCGUGGCCGGCGGGGAGGUGAUGGGUGAAGGUCUGAGGGUGCGGGUGGACCGCGCCGCAGCCUUCGGGGCUGUGCUGGCGGGUGGAGCCACGGAGUACCUGAAGCCCUCGAGUCAGAGGCAGGGCUGUGUGGUGCUCAACUGCCCCGCGCUGCACCCCAAACCCAAAACACCCACUCCGGAUUCGCUGAGUCUGGGCCAGCUGAGGACCGUCCUGUUGGCUGACCACAUGGGGGCGCUGCUGAGAAGACAGGGAUUUGGGGUGUCCUACUGCCCAACGCUUCCUGAAGACAGCGACAUCAUCACCUUCCUGCGAGCCCUCGGGAUCGAUUGGCCGACGGCUCCAGCCAACUGGACCAAUGAGGAGCGGGAGGAGAAGAUCCAGGAGGCGCUAGAGGGAUCUCAGUAUAAAGAGAGGGAAACGGAGAGAGGCAGGCGGACCAGCGGAGGAGGAGGAGGAGGUGGAGGAGGAGGAGGGAGGAAAGCGGACGAGGGGGAGAAUGAGGGCGCGCUCAGGGUGAACUUGAAGCGAGUUUUCCAGGAGGAGGGCCUGCAGGGAUACGACCCCAGCCUGGGCACCUGCACAGUUCACAGUGACAGCGUUUCCCACCUGGCGCAACUGGACCUAUGCACAGCUGACUGCACGGUAGCCACGGUGACAGCGUUACAUGUCACUUCCUGUCAGGACGAGUUCCGCCAGCAGCAGAUAGCCAUGCUGUGGAGAGCCAGCGGAGCGACGCACACUCAGAGACAUGUUGUGUGUGGGCCCGUGAAGACUCCUGGCUCUCACCUCACCGCUGCACAGUACCUGCAGCUGAGAAGAGGCCAGAUGAAGGAGGCGUCGGAGAUGAAGUACGGUGAUCAAGUAGAAGGUCAGACGUGGGAUAACAUCAUUAAGGUUAUGACCUCGGCCACGGUCAGAUUUGAGCUGCUGUCGACGGUCCACACUAGUCCUGUGACGCUGGACGUCCAGAAGGAAGGAGGCGUGUCGACCAAGGGGCCGAGAGGAGGGGUGUUCGUGAUGUACAACUGCGCCAGACUGCACACUUUGUUCGACAGCUACGAGAGAGGCGUGGAGAAGGGUCUGUACCCAGAAAUCCCAGAAGCCUCCCAGCUCGACUUCUCUGCUCUGAAAGAAGAGGGCGAGUGGCUUCUCCUGUUCAAUUACCUCAUCCCGUUCUCCGAGCUGCUCGACCAAUCAGGACAGGCGCUAGACUGUGAAGGGGGAGGGGCCAGAGUUAACAUUAAGACCGAGCAGAUCUGUAAAUUCCUGGUGUCUCUCAGUAAAGACUUCAGCUCGUACUACAACAGAGUCCACGUCCUGGGGGAGCCGUUGCCUCAUCUUUUCAACCAGAUGUUCUGUCGUCUCCACCUGCUGAGAGCUUUGAGGGAGCUCUACCACAGCGCUCUGGACACCCUUAACCUCCCCCCCAUCAGGCAGCUAUAGCCCCGCCCCCAUUCACUCAGUAUAACCCCUCCCACUGGCUCCUCCCCCACACACUCACCUUCCUACCUACAUGUAGUGUAUCUAGCAGACACAUUCUCACCUUUUAGGCAAUGCUACAGGACAUUCCUCCUGCCCCCUCCCCCUCCUCUCAUAAUUAGUUUAAAUAUUUUUAAUCCCUCACUACAGAUCCAUAAUAGAGCGUAAGCUACACUUUUAUUAUAACCUGGGUACCACUCAGGCGACCAUAUGGUAAUUAUGAAGCUGCGACAAGCAGCUGGUUAGCUGAGAUCAGCUCGAGAGAUUUGUGUCGACUCAUUUUAGAGCUCAGUGUGUUUAAUCCGUACAAAAACUUUAAGGGUUAAUCUUUUUAGGGGAGGAUACUGGUGGUAUGAAUCUCAUCCUCUAGCAAGUAAGAAACCGGUCAAUGCAAACCCUGCCGGAGCAUGAUUAACAUGUUUGACCAGUGUGAUCACUACAUAAUGUUCAGCAUAGGCUUGAAGAGGUUGGUUAGAUUAAUUAAACCAUGGGUUCCACUGUAGUAAAUGCGCAGCUCUUAUUUUCUCAAUUUUCUUCAACACAAAAGGUGAUAGCGUACGAUAUGUAUACAAUUUUAGCCGAGAACAUUAAUGUGUAAAGAGAGAACACGCCACCAGGGGGAGCCAAUUAAUCCGUUCCCAAUGGAGAGACCCAGUAUUUUAUUGGUAGGGGGAAAGUCGGACCUAGCUUUCAGGUCAGCUCUACUUUAUUCAGUACCUUUAUACGACCCAUGCUGGACUUUUACUACGCUUUUCGUGCCAAAAUAACAUUAGUGUGGACGUCCCAUCUAAACGGUAGUUUCUAAACCCGCCUUAUAAUGAUCUCAGAACCCUCCAUACUCCACUGCCUGAAGAAAAGCUCUUUUUACGAUGCUUUGACCCCCGUCUCAUGUAUCUUAACCUCCCUGUAUUUAUCAAUGCCAUGCAAAUAUUUAUUGUCGGUUUAAAAAAAAAAAAACAAAAAAAUUAAAAACAGAGAGAGAGGUCUGUACAGAAGAUAUAUUCUGCACCUGAGUCUUAAUUGAUGUGUUCCUAUGAUUAUCCAGAGCCCUUCAAUUAGUCCCAGUUAUCCUGCUUGACAAAUCACAGGUGUUAGUAUAACAUUGACAGAAAUAGUACGUCGGUAGUAUUUAGAGCAUUGUGCCAGAAUUUUAGGAAACGCAUGAAAAUAAUAUAUGUAUAUGAGUUUUAUGCCAAAAAAAAAAUGUUAUUUAUA
Mugil cephalus (flathead mullet) is the source of this 3177-nucleotide messenger RNA. RefSeq names its product DALR anticodon binding domain containing 3 (gene dalrd3). The transcript is spliced from 13 exons. Gene Ontology annotation, molecular function: ATP binding; tRNA binding; arginine-tRNA ligase activity. NCBI's taxonomy places the organism in Eukaryota, Metazoa, Chordata, Actinopteri, Mugiliformes, Mugilidae. Gene Ontology annotation, biological process: arginyl-tRNA aminoacylation; tRNA C3-cytosine methylation. The record is from RefSeq and is a predicted model, not a curated record. The coding region runs from base 193 to 1926 and encodes 577 amino acids.